This is a messenger RNA of Moneuplotes crassus, 2086 nucleotides long. The record is from the annotation of a GenBank genome assembly. Lineage: Eukaryota; Ciliophora; Spirotrichea; Euplotida; Euplotidae.
UAAAAUGAAUAAAUUUUUCCAAAAAUUUCCCUUGAGCAUCAAGCAAAUGCUAGAUUUCUUGCUGAAGAACCCUGGCAGAGACCAGGAAUUCACAAGACUUGAAAGCCAGUUACCUGAAACUGAAAUGAACCAUUUGAUCAAGUUCACCGCCGAUAAUGUCAUGGAGUCAGUAAAGAUGCUAACAUUUGUGUUCAUAUGCUUGACCAUCCUUAAUGGAAUCAGUCCAGAAAUAUGAAGCAGAGAUGUAAAAGUACUUGCAAUCUCAUGCUGAGUUGCGAUCGUGUUUAUAAUAUCCGGCUAUUUCAUCUCAAAAUUUCCUGAAUACCUCCAAGGAGCGAUAUUUGGAUUCAAUGCAUUUGGAUACGUAGCGAUGCAUUUGAUCUACCAAACCAACCAUUUUGGCCACCUCAGAUCAGCCAUGCCAUGCUUAUAUUUGUUCCAUUACUUCCUAGCCACCUUGACUCCUUCCAAAAGACAGCUAACCAGUCUCAUUUUCACUGUCACAGUGAUUAUGAACUUUUCCCUCUCAAUGUACAGACUAGGAAAAAUAGAUAAUGAUAUUACGAUUUCAGGACUAAUGUCUAUCCUGUUCUUCGACCUUGGUCUCAAGAGCAACCAAAGUAAACUCUCUGAGAUCUACUUGAUGAUUCUGAAGAACGAUAAGUUGGCCAAGGAGAAGCAAAAAGUGGUACAGCAGUUUCCUCACCCAGUUUUGAUACUUCCUCAGAAAAUCUCUAAGUUUUCCAAGUGAUACCCUAAUGACCAGUUCGAGAAGAAGAUUAAGGCUCUGAACCAGAGGAUUGAGAAGCUAGAUCAGGUCAAAGUUACAGUAACCAAGAAGGCUGCAAGAGACAAGGAUGUUCGGAAGAAGCUUACCUUGUUAGAGUAUAUACAGUGUUUCCAGAAGAACAAGAAGAGAGGAAAUGAUGAAGCUAAAAGAGAUGCUGUAAUCCAAUGAGACCAAACUCUUGCCAGAAAUUCUUCAAGAAAUCGUCAAGCUGCAAGUGAGGAGUCUGAUAGCGAAGGUAUGCUCAAAAGAAACUUCAGUAUUAAGUCUCUCAACAUCGAGUGGAAAGGAUUUCCUUCGGUGAUGCAUGUCUUUAUUGACACCACUGAUAUCAUAAAACUAGAACAGGCUAAGAACAGAAUUAAGAUGCAAGAUAUCAUGUUUGCAAGUGCGAGUCAUGAGUUCAGGACUCCACUAAAUGCGAUUAUCCACUCAUAUAAUUUUAUCAAAGAAAGUUUUCAAGAGUUGGUCAAAAUACUAGAUAGCAAUAUGAAUGAGAAUCUUGCACAAAAUAGUGAUAUCCAGUUUCAUAAGGAAAACAUAUCGAAGUUCUUGAGAACUGGGUCUACCUCGUCUGUGCUAUUGCUAUCGCUCGUCCAAGACAUUCUCAAUCUCACAAGGAUUGAGAAUGGAAACAUUACAACGAAAUUUGAUUAUUUCAGAGUACCUGAACUUCUUAGUGAUGUCCAUUCUCUUUUCUCCGUACAAUGCGAGAACAAGAGAGUAGACUUAAUAAUUGAGUGAGAGGAUGCACUCAAACUCUGCGAAGUCAGUACAGAUUCAAAUAGAAUCAAGCAAAUCCUUGUGAACCUUGUAUCGAACUCGGUGAAGUUUACUUUCAGAGGCUCUAUCAUUAUGAAAGCUGCUCUCAAAAAGACUCUGGAAGGUGAUGACAUUGUUGAGUUCAGAGUCUGUGAUACUGGCACUGGUAUUAAAGAAGAAGACCAAGAGUGCCUCUUUAAGCUCUUUGGAGUCAUCGGAGAAAAUGAAGAUCUCAACCCCAAUGGGUGUGGAUUGGGACUCACCAUCAGCAAGAAAUAUGUCGAGUCUCUUGGUGGAAAAAUCAGAGUAGAAUCAGUGUACGGUGAAGGAACAGAGAUGAUAUUCACUAUCAGACUCAUAGAUAUCAAGCAAAUCCAGUGAAACAGAAGAGUCCCAGCUUCUCCUAACCACCUUCCUGUUCAAGAGCAUGAUUGGGAAAUGAGAGAUAUUGAUUUUCAAGUAAAUGAAGAGCAUUCGUCUAUGACAUCUAGAAUUAACGACUGAAAGUUCUUUGGUGGUAACGAGUCUAAGUUUUAG